Messenger RNA from Branchiostoma floridae (Florida lancelet), 968 nucleotides. Its product is annotated as macrophage mannose receptor 1-like. The coding region runs from base 63 to 770 and encodes 235 amino acids. The record is from RefSeq and is a predicted model, not a curated record. The transcript has 3 exons. NCBI's taxonomy places the organism in Eukaryota, Metazoa, Chordata, Leptocardii, Amphioxiformes, Branchiostomatidae.
AAAAAGGGUAUUCCGGGUAUACGAAGCGUGGUGGAAGCUAUUACAAGGUGUUUGCACAACACAUGACCAACGACGCUGCCAAGCAGAGGUGUCAAGAAGAUGGAGGCCAUCUUGCUGAUGUCAAGACACAAGACCUGCACGACUUCCUUGUCUCCCAGAUCAUGAAGGUGGAUGGAAGUGAAAGCCACUGGAUCGGGCUACAGUAUCUGUCGGGAGAGUGGAGGUGGUCAGAUGGCACUGCGGCUGUCUUUACCAACUGGGCACCAGGAGAGCCUAACAAUCCUGACCAGCAGUGUGUGAACCUCCGGCAGCCAGUCGGCUUUAGAUGGGACGACAAUCAAUGCACAAAGACCAAGCACUUCAUCUGUCAAAUCGGCCCUGUCAUCACUUGUCCUACUCGCUAUGAACUGUUCAUGGGGAAGUGUUACCGCUUCUCCGUCGACCGCAAACCGUACAACGAGUCACGGGCCACAUGUCACGAAGAAGGCGGUCGCCUAGCAACAGUGAAGAAUAACGAGACCCACAACUUCCUGGCCAAUCACGUGAGAGCUACAACUAAAGCACACACCUGGAUUGGGCUGACUGAUGAGGCGACAGAGGGUCUGUGGGUUUGGGAUUAUGGCACCUUGCUGGUUGGUGAUGGGAUCUGGGGGACAGGCGAACCAAAUGGUGGCACAGGGGAAAACUGUGUUCACAUCUAUCCUGAUAAGGACUACCUCUGGAAUGACAGAAUAUGCCCAAGCUCUUACUACUACAUCUGUGAAAUCUAAGGCUUGCUAGCUGCUACAUGUAGACUAUAUAGCCAGCUACUACAUGUAGACUACAACUGUAUAAUGACAAGUAUACUAGCACUGUGACAACAUAAAACUAAAACAAGACAUACGUAUAGGCCCAGAUGUGUAUGCUUAUAACUUUUGCUAGUCCUUAUGUAAGAUGUCAAGGACAUAACUUUAGUCAGAAUAAAAGGA